GUAGACGUCCCGGGGGCUGGCAGGACCCUGACCCCAAGAUGGCGGCGCCCAGCGGAGUCGGCGCGGCAGCCACCAGCAAAGACGAUGGCGGAGGCGGGGGCGGCGGCUUUGGAUCGUGGCUAGACGGACGGUUGGAGGCGCUGGGAGUGGACCAGGCCGUGUAUGGCGCCUACAUCCUUGGUGUCUUGCAGGAGGAGGAGGAGGAGGAGAAGCUUGACGCUCUGCAGGGGAUCCUGUCGGCUUUCCUGGAAGAAGAUUCGCUUCUUGAUGUCUGCAAGGAAAUUGUGGAACGGUGGUCGGAAUCUCAAAGUGUCGUCACCAAAGUGAAAAAAGAAGAUGAGGUCCAGGCCAUUGCCACCCUAAUUGAGAAGCAGGCGCAGAUCGUGGUGAAACCCAGGAUGGUGUCGGAAGAGGCCAAGCAGAGGAAAGCCGCCCUCCUGGCGCAGUACGCCGACGUGACCGACGAGGAGGACGAAAGCGAUGGGAAGGAUGACUCCGGCGCUGCCUCGGUGAACAUCGGUUCUGACAGAUCCCUGUUCCGCAACACCAAUGUGGAAGACGUCCUCAACGCCCGCCGCCUGGAGCGAGACUCGCUGCGGGAUGAGUCCCAGAGGAAGAAGGAACAGGACAGGCUGCAGAGGGAGAGGGACAAACUGGCCAAGCAGGAGCGCAAGGAGAAAGAGAAGAAGCGGACACAGAGAGGAGAGCGGAAGCGAUAGCCUCGGCCGGCACUCUUCCCCGUGCACUGCGCAGAGGGAGAGCGGCUGCGCGCGCGGAUUCCAGAGACGCGAGUUCGUUGCCCAGUGGUUUCCCAAGGCUUUUCUCCCUCUGUUCACGUGGGCACGAGGCAAAUCGCGGUCACCUCUCAUUGCAACACGUGCCAUGUUUCGGUGGUGUGGGCAGUCGCGUUAUCACAGUUGAUGUCUGUACCAAAGAUCUGGAGUAGAGACAGCUUUUCUAUUUUAAUCCUGAAAUCCUGUGCUCCUUUGGGCCACUUUAAAGUCUUCCUUCACCUUGGAUAAAUGGCAGGAGGUUCCGGGAAGCUCAGGGUUGCGGUUUGCAUCCUGAAGGAGCAGGCUCAUGGGCGCUCCUUCCCUGGAUGAAAGGUGGGAGUGAGCGCAGGCAGCCUACACCCCUAAACAUGAAACAGCGAACGGAGAGCCCCACCUGGAUCCAGGCGUUAGGAUACAUGGCAGGAAACUAGGAAAAUGGAAAUUACUUGGAGAAUUAAAAAAAAAAACAAACUGGUUUCAGCCUAUGGAAGAAAACUUUUUCCUACGAGACAGCUGCAUAUUUUUCCUCACUAGGCUGUGACUUUGUUCUACAAGGAUGUGUCAGUACUGGGUGCACGGAUAUCAUUGCUACCAGAUUCAUUUUGUUCUAAUCAUGAAUGCCCUCGAGUGCUGGGUAGAGAAUUUCAGAUCCAGUAAUUCCUGGUGUAGAGAAGCUGGGGGAAUUGCCCUUUUAAGGAAAAAACACUGGAAAUGUCUGUUAGCACAAGGAUGUUACGAGUGGACACAGCAGGUGCUCAUGACGCUUGCUGAGUGAGUGAGAGAGGCUGGGAGGCAGCAGGAGCAGGAACCCCCGCUUCCACGAUCGGCCUGAACCCCACACGCACCCUGCUCAGCUCGGCUUUCAGCGAGCAGACUGCGGAGAAGCCUGGAGACCACGACUUCUCCGUGAGACAAAGUAGACAUUUUAUACCGGGCUCAGCACACUGCCACCCACAGGCUCAAUUUGGCUCAGUCAGAUUUUGUAUGGUUUAAACUAAAAAAUGGAGUUUACAUUUUUAAAGGGUUUCAGAAGAAAGAAUGCAUGACAGACCAUAUGUGGCCCAUAAGAUCUAAACUGUUUACCGUCUGGCCCUUUAGAGAAAAAGUUUGUUGACUUCUGUUUUAUAUCAUUAACUAUGAGAGUAACAAAAUCUUACCUUUGUGCAGAAGGUAAAAAAAAAAAAAGCAUGGUUAAAGAAAAGGAGAUGUGUUACCUCUUAAAUCACUCCUAUAACCGUGGCAUUGAAAAAAUAAUUUUUAAAACCCACCUUUUUUUAAAAAAAUAAACUAAUUUUAAGUCA
This is a messenger RNA of Lepus europaeus (European hare), 2074 nucleotides long. It is a transcript of the gene CCDC43, whose product is annotated as coiled-coil domain containing 43. Bases 39 to 719 code for a protein of 226 amino acids. The record is from RefSeq and is a predicted model, not a curated record. NCBI's taxonomy places the organism in Eukaryota, Metazoa, Chordata, Mammalia, Lagomorpha, Leporidae. The transcript is spliced from 5 exons.